GGAAGUAGAAAUAAAUCAUAUCCUGGCUGCGAGUGGGACUCGGAAACACGUCGGGCAUGAACAAAAAUCUUUUGAAUGUCUAAACUUUGAACUUUUAUAGUUGCUUGAGUGGAAAAUCUGCUGUGGGAGUGUAAAUAGAAACAAUACGCGGCCCCUUUUGGUGUCUUUAUUGAGUUAGAGGGAGAGCUGUGAACUCUGUGCCUCAGUCAUGCCGCCUGGGCCUGUACAAAUUGUCCAGCCGGAGCCCAACAAUAAGCCAGAAGAGGCUGUUGUUAAAGAUGACACUCCAGCGACGAAGCCCAUCGUCGGGAUCAUCUACCCUCCUCCCGAGGUCCGAAACAUCGUUGACAAGACGGCGAGUUUCGUAGCCAGGAAUGGACCAGAGUUUGAGGCCAGGAUCCGUCAGAACGAGAUCAACAACCCCAAGUUCAACUUCCUGAACCCCAACGACCCUUACCAUGCCUACUACCGCCACAAGGUCAACGAGUUCAAGGAGGGCAAGGCCCAGGAGCCGUCUGCGGCCGUGCCCAAGGUCAUGCAGCAGCAGGCCAUGCAGCAGUCCUCGCAGCAGCUGCCACAGAAGGUGCAGGCGCAGGUGAUCCAGGAGUCGGUGGUGCCGAAGGAGCCGCCUCCAGAGUUCGAGUUCAUCGCCGACCCGCCGUCCAUCUCGGCCUUUGACCUGGACGUGGUCAAGCUCACGGCCCAGUUCGUGGCGCGCAACGGACGCCAGUUCCUCACGCAGCUCAUGCAGAAGGAGCAGCGCAACUACCAGUUCGACUUCCUGCGCCCGCAACACAGCCUCUUCAACUACUUCACCAAGCUCGUGGAGCAGUACACCAAGGUGUUGAUCCCCCCUAAAGGUCUCCUGUUGAAGCUGAAGAAGGAAGCUGAGAACCCACGAGAGGUCAUGGAUCAGGUGCGCUACCGCGUGGAGUGGGCGAAGUUUCAGGAGCGCGAGCGCAAGAAGGAGGAGGAGGAGCGGGAGAAGGAGCGCGUGGCGUACGCUCAGAUCGACUGGCACGACUUCGUUGUCGUGGAAACCGUGGACUUCCAGCCCAACGAGCAAGGUAACUUCCCCCCUCCCACCACCCCGGAGGAGCUGGGCGCUCGGCUGCUGAUCCAGGAGCGCUACGAGAAGUACGGCGAGAGCGAGGAGGUGGAGAUGGAGGUGGAGAGCGAAGACGAGGAUGACGAGCGCGAAGACCGCGACGAAGGACACGCCACUCAGCCCGACCAGGACACCCAGCUGCAGGACAUGGACGAGGGUUCUGAUGAGGAGGAUGACGGCAUGAAGGCUCCGCUGCCCCCAGACAACCCCAUGCCCCCCCCUCUGCCCCCCACCCCCGACCACGUCAUCAUCCGCAAGGACUACGACCCCAAGGCGUCUAAGCCGCAGCCGUCGGUGGUGGCCCCAGACGAGUACCUGAUCUCCCCCAUCACGGGCGAGCGCAUCCAGGCCAGCAAGAUGCAGGAGCACAUGCGCAUCGGCCUGCUGGACCCGCGCUGGCUGGAGCAGCGCGACCGCAGCCUGCGCGAGCGCCAGGUGGAGGACGAGGUGUACGCGCCCGGCCUCGACAUCGAGAGCAGCCUGAAGCAGCUGGCCGAGAGGCGUACCGACAUCUUCGGCGUGGAGGAGACGGCCAUCGGAAAGAAGAUCGGAGAGGAGGAGAUCCAGAAGCCAGAGGAGAAGGUGACGUGGGACGGGCACUCUGGCAGCAUGGCGCGUACUCAGCAGGCGGCGCAGGCCAACAUCACGCUGCAGGAGCAGAUCGAGGCGAUCCACAAGGCCAAGGGGCUGGUGCAGGAGGACGACGCCAAGGACAAGAUCGGCCCCAGCAAGCCCAGCGACGGGCCCCCGCAGGGGGGCAUGCUGCCCACGCCCUCCAUACCACCCUCCAUGCCCAAGCCACCAAGCGCCAGCGCGCCACGCACCACACACACCAUGUCCCAGCCGGUGCGCACGACGCUGCUGUCGGCGGUGCCGGUGUUGCCCCGCCCCCCCAUGGCCCCCGUGGUGCGCUUGGCCCCCGGGCAGGUGCUCGCCCCCAUGCCCCCCAUGCUGCACACACACACACACACACACACACACGCACACGCGCCGCGCAUCAACGUGGUGCCCAUGCCACCCUCCGGACCCCACAUCAUGACCCCGCGACCCCCGCCCAUGGUGGUGCCCACAGCAUUUGUUCCGGCCCCCCCUGUUCCGCAGCCCCCCAGCUCCUCAGCUGCCCCCCUCCCCCCCGCUCACCCCCCUCCUCCUCACGAGGACGAGCCUGUCAGCAAGAAGAUGAAGACCGAGGACAACCUCAUACCAGAGGAGGAGUACCUACGCAGAAACAAGGGUCCUGUCACAGUGAAAGUUCAGGUCCCCAACAUGCAGGACAAGACCGAAUGGAAGCUGAGUGGACAGAUCCUCAGUUUCACCGUGCCCCUCACAGACCAGGUGUCCGUCAUCAAGGUUAAGAUCCACGAGGCCACAGGAAUGCCUGCUGGCAAGCAGAAGCUCCAGUACGAGGGCAUCUUCAUUAAAGACUCCAACUCUCUGGCGUACUACAACAUGAGCAACGGCUCCAUCAUCCAUCUGGCCCUGAAGGAGAGAGGAGGCAGGAAGAAGUGAGCUGCGCCCAGCCCCCGGAACCCUCCGCAGCGUUCUGGAACCCUCCGCAGCGUUCUGGAGCCCUCCACAGCGUUCUGGAGCCUUCUGCAGCGUUCUGGAGCCUUCAUCAAGGUUCAGCAGCCAUGAUUGUUUACCUUGUUCCACUACCCUAGUUUAACUUGCUUUUAGCGUUUUCUCACCCUGGAUUCCUCUUAAUCUGUAGACCUCUUGGCACAAUUUAUUCUGUCAACUGUUUUUAAGGAUGUACAUCAGCAUGUUGAAAACUCUGAUUAGUCGUAAAAAGUGUGUAUUGGACUUUGUUGGCUGAUUUGUUUUUAAAGCUUUGAUUUCUAGAACUGGAUUAGUUACUUAAUUCCAUCAACUUGUUGAGUUUUGUGUCUGGUCUGUGAUUACUUAAGGACAAAUUCCAAAUUGUUAUUCUGAAAUAAUCCACAAAUAUAGUUUCUAGAAAUAGACAUUUGUCAACCUUUUUGGAAAAGCUUAAGUUUGUCUCAUUUGUACACAAAGUGGCUUGUUUUGUAAAUGUGUGCUUGGGUUUGGCAUUUGUGGGUAACAACGUGUCAAGCUGAUAGUCCACAUCAUUGGAAGAAAAACCUCCAAAACCACAAGAAUAAUGCUAGCAACAUGGUGCAAAUACACAACUGGAGAGUUUAUUCAAAACACACACACACAUGCUGGUGUGAAAUCAAGUCAAUAUGACCGAGCCCAAAACAAGAGUGUACACAAGUUGAAGCGAUCUGAGCUAUCUGGCCCCGUUGUGUGGUUGCGGUUCCUAGCUAGGAUUAAAGUGGUGAAAGUAGUAAAGCAAAGCAGGGCUACUGUAUGGCAUUCUCUUUACUCUGUAUCUUUACCCUCAAUCUGCUAUUGGUUACUGAAGAUGAAUAACCAUUAAACAAAUCAACCAAAAA
Messenger RNA from Sardina pilchardus (European sardine), 3525 nucleotides. RefSeq names its product splicing factor 3a, subunit 1 (gene sf3a1). Gene Ontology annotation, cellular component: catalytic step 2 spliceosome; U2 snRNP; U2-type prespliceosome. Bases 209 to 2617 code for a protein of 802 amino acids. Gene Ontology annotation, biological process: regulation of alternative mRNA splicing, via spliceosome; mRNA cis splicing, via spliceosome. The record is from RefSeq and is a predicted model, not a curated record. Gene Ontology annotation, molecular function: RNA binding; protein binding. Lineage: Eukaryota; Metazoa; Chordata; Actinopteri; Clupeiformes; Clupeidae. The transcript has 15 exons.